AUGUGUUUUGGCUUUGGCAGGUCACAUGUCUCUCAGGGUCUCCUUUGUUUUGAGUUGAGCCGGAGCUAGGAUCACAGACCUAGCCACAGAAAAGGCAGAGCAAGAGCAGCCCGGCGGCCCAGCAGCAAGAGCCCGGACUGGGAGGCAAGGAUUCUGCUGCUAUCUGUGCAGAGCGGGAGAAGGGGUAAUGGAGGAGAGAGGGGAGUGCUGAAGUCAGGGUGUUCCUCUACCCCUGUACCCCAUCUCUGCAGAGUCAAAGUCCGGGAGAGAGAUACACAUAGUGGAGCUGCUCCAAUCUGAAGCAUGGAUGCCAUAACACCGUAAAGAAGACACAGAAAUCUUUUCUCAAUGAUUCUAUAGACAACGGAUGUAACAAUGGUACUAAUACUGGGACGCAGACUGAAUAGAGAGGAUAGCGGGGUCCGUGAUUCCCCUGCAACCAAACGUAAAGUUUUUGAAAUGGACCCAAAGUCCUUAUCAGGUCAUGAGUUUUUUGACUUCUCUUCAGGAUCAUCUCAUGCUGAAAACAUACUCCAGAUCUUCAACGAGUUUAGAGACAGCCGCUUGUUCACAGAUGUAAUUAUCUGUGUGGAAGGAAGAGAGUUUCCCUGCCAUCGAGCUGUUCUCUCAGCCUGCAGUAGCUAUUUCAGAGCUAUGUUUUGCAAUGAUCACAGAGAAAGCAGAGAAAUGUUGGUGGAGAUCAAUGGCAUUUUUGCUGAAGCUAUGGAUUGCUUUUUACAGUAUGUGUACACUGGCAAAGUGAAAAUCACUACAGAGAAUGUGCAAUAUAUCUUUGAAACAUCAAGUCUCUUUCAAAUUAGUGUUCUGCGUGAUGCCUGUGCCAAGUUCCUGGAAGAGCAGUUGGAUGCGUGUAACUGUCUGGGAAUCCAGCGUUUUGCUGAUACGCACUCACUAAAGACACUCUUCACCAAAUGCAAGAAUUUUGCAUUACAGACAUUUGAGGAUGUUUCUCAGCAUGAAGAAUUUCUUGAGCUUGGCAAAGAUGAGCUCAUUGAUUAUAUUUGUAGCGAUGAACUGGUGAUCAGUAAAGAAGAGAUGGUUUUUGAAGCAGUCAUGCGCUGGGUUUACCGCUCCGUUGAUCUGAGAAGGCCAAUGUUACAGGAACUUCUGACACAUGUGAGACUUCCUUUAUUACAUCCUAAUUAUUUUGUUCAGACAGUGGAAGUGGACCAGCUGAUCCAGACAUCUCCAGAGUGUUAUCAGCUUCUACAUGAAGCAAGAAGAUACCAUAUACUUGGAAAUGAAAUGAUGUCCCCAAGAACUAGGCCACGCAGAUCCACUGGCUAUUCUGAGGUGAUAGUCAUUGUCGGAGGCUGUGAACGAGUUGGGGGGUUUAAUCUGCCAUACAAUGAAUGCUAUGAUCCUGUGACAGGAGAAUGGAAGUCACUAGCUAAACUCCCAGAAUUUACCAAGUCUGAAUAUGCAGUGUGUGCUCUUCGGAAUGAUAUUCUUGUUUCAGGUGGAAGAAUUAACAGCCGGGACGUGUGGAUUUAUAACUCUCAGCUUAACAUUUGGAUCAGAGUUGCUUCCCUAAACAAAGGCAGAUGGCGUCAUAAAAUGGCUGUCCUUCUUGGUAAAGUGUAUGUGGUUGGAGGGUAUGAUGGACAAAGCAGACUCAGCAGUGUAGAAUGUUAUGAUUCAUUUUCCAAUCGAUGGACAGAGGUAGCUCCACUUAAAGAAGCAGUGAGUUCUCCAGCAGUAACUAGCUGUGUAGGCAAAUUGUUUGUGAUUGGUGGAGGUCCUGAUGACAACACGUGCUCUGACAAGGUUCAGUCAUAUGAUCCCGAUACUAAUUCUUGGUUGCUCCGUGCAACUAUCCCUAUUGCAAAGAGAUGCAUAACAGCUGUGUCUCUAAACAAUCUGAUCUAUGUUGCGGGAGGGCUCACCAAGGCAAUUUACUGCUACGAUCCAGUCGAGGAUUAUUGGAUGCAUGUCCAGAAUACAUUCAGCAGACAGGAAAACUGUGGCAUGUCUGUGUGUAACGGCAAAAUCUAUAUCCUUGGUGGAAGACGAGAAAAUGGAGAAGCCACAGACACCAUUCUUUGUUAUGACCCUGCAACAGGCAUCAUCACGGGAGUAGCAGCCAUGCCCAGGCCAGUAUCAUAUCAUGGCUGUGUGACGAUUCAUAGAUACAAUGAAAAAAGCUUUAAACUGUAAAGAAGGGAAAACUUAUGAAAGGAUGCAGUGCCCUGGCACAAGACAGGAUUUCAAAGAUUCCUAAAAUGGGAAACUGACUUUUCCCUCAUUGCCAUACGAAACUAAAUCUCCAUGUGCCUUUUAAAACAAACACAAUGUUUUCAGUUAAUUAAAAAGUAAACAAAAAAAAAAGUCUACAACCAUAUCCAGUAACUACUGUUCAAUCAUUUCUGGUGUGAUAACAGUAAACUAACAUUUACAUAGUUUCCUCUUGGUGUACAGUAAUCAAGAUCUUGGAUGUUACGUAGGGAAGGAACCUUCACAAGUAGUUGUGCCUAGAUCUUAAGGACUGAUCUCUAUUGUUUUUUUGGUUCUCUCAGAGUCUGUUAGUUGAAAACAUUUAACCAAGUUGACCUACAAAAAAUAUGUUGGUUUAAAAGAGUUUGUAUCAUCGUGAUGUAGUGUUGUUGUAGCCCCAGGAUAUUCGAGACAUUGGAUAUCUGAGGAGAAUACAUUUUAGUACAUAAACUUCUGUUGGUGAGAACAAGAAGCUUUUGAGAUUACAUGGAGCAGAAGAAGAGCGCUGUAUAAGCUUGAAAGCUUGUUUCUCUCACCAGGACAAGUUGGUCUAGUAGAAGAUAUUUUUUCACCCCUUGUCUCACAAGUAUGUUCUUUUACCAUAAGAUUUCUUGGCUUACCAAAUAGACUUUCUUUCAUAUUCACCCACUGCUUUAAAUGUUUUAAAUGCAAUGCUUCAUAGGAAAUAAAUAUUAAAACCUUUGGUAAAUAAUUUUCCUCUGUAUAUGGGUAGGGGAAUUGACGGUGUCAUAAGAACGGCCAUACUGAGUCAGACCAACCAUCCAUCUAGCCUAGUAUCCUGUCUUCCAAUAGUGGCUAAUACCAGAUGCCCCAGAGGAAGUGAACAGAACACAUAAUCAUCAAGUGAUCCCUCUCCUGUCACCCAUUUCCAGCCUCUGACAAGCAGAGGCUAGGGACACUAUUCAUACCCAUCCUAGCUAAUAAGUAUUGAUGGACCUAACAUCCAUGCAUUUAUCUAGUCGUGGUUGUUCAUUGAGCUGCUGCAAAAAGUUGCAGUAACUACUGUUUUCAUAACAGAUCUUCUAACAUUUCACUAUGGACCUUAUUCAUAGUGUUUCUAAUAAUUUAUUAGAAGUCAUACAAAUACUGGACUAUAUGCAUGCAGAAAAAUAAUGACCCUACAGCAUAGGCACACAUCUGAAGCAGUUUUGUGUCCCAAUUCUGACCACCUUGAAUUGUAAAGCUGAAGUCUGCUAAUUCUUGAUACCAUCCUUUGCUAACUGUAAGGUACCAUUCAUCAUUCUACUGUAUAAAUAGACGAGGAGUCCUGUGGCACCUUAUAGACGUGUAGGAGUAGGAGCAUAAGCUUUCGUGGGCAAAGACCCACUUUGUCAGAUGCAUGUGUAUAAAUAGAAACACUCAUCAAGGGGGGCUUCUAACUCUAUGAAUUUCAUAGUGUAAACUCUCUGUUGAUAGAAAGAGCUAGCAACCACAGGCCUAACUCUGCUGUUUGAGUUAAUCUUAAUAUGCAAAGUUCUGGGACAUUGGCUAACUCUGUUUGUAUAGAUUUCUCUAGAUAGUCACUUUUUCCAGUGCUAUUGAGCUGUAAACCCCACAGAGGACAUGUGUAGAACUGACACUUCCCACAAAUUGUCAAAAUGCCAUCCAGAGAGGUGUUCAUUUAGCCAUGUGAUUUGUAAAAUCACAAACUGAAUGGCUUAAUUUUGAAGGUUUAAAGACUUCCAAAGUAUCCUCCCAGAUUUUGGCCCAUUGCUUAUCAAUUAAUCUGAAAUUCU
Pelodiscus sinensis (Chinese soft-shelled turtle) is the source of this 3992-nucleotide messenger RNA. The record is from RefSeq and is a predicted model, not a curated record. Lineage: Eukaryota; Metazoa; Chordata; Testudines; Trionychidae.